This is a messenger RNA of Trichobilharzia szidati, 2027 nucleotides long. Lineage: Eukaryota; Metazoa; Platyhelminthes; Trematoda; Strigeidida; Schistosomatidae. The record is from the annotation of a GenBank genome assembly.
CGUUCUUACAGCAGUGCCCAGGAGGUGAGAAUCGCAUCAGCCAACAAUUAGUUUAGAGAAAAACGGUAGGCCGUCUUACAGGGGUGCAAUACUGACAUUAAAUCGCUCAACAGAAGGCGGGAUUUUCGAGACUGGAUUGAGCAGCCGGUUUUUCUGUAAAUAUUUGUUCGGAAUUUUGAGAGUUAAUCAGCUUAAGAUAUAAUAAUAUUUCCACUAGCUUCUGGUCUUCAGAAUGGUUUUACCACAAUGAUAUUGAUGGUCAGCUGUUAUAUUUGAUCCCCGAAAGGAUCAUGACACCUUCGGUAUGCACUCAGGCGAAACCUUCACUAUCUGUUCGUACACGUGCUCUAACAAACAAAUAUCACACAAAGUUAGCAGGCAAACGUGCAUUGUUAUCUGCCUCCAUCGAUCAACGACUACGUCAUCGAAACAGAAGUGUAGAAAGAAGUCAUCUGAGGCGUUGUCACGUUUUCUUAAACAGUGAUAACUGUCUGUCUGACGUCAAACCACCCAUAGGAGAAAGUAGUCUUUGUGACCAAUCUGUGAUCAAUUCAGCUCAAGAUACCUCCUCAUCUUCCGUUUCUUCUACUUCUUCGGGAUCAAAUGGGCGGUCUGUUUGUCGAUGGAAAGAUUGCGAGUGCUCUGACAUUGAACGCACUCAGUUAGUUAACCAUAUUCAACAGAUGCAUGUGCUUCCACAGCUGUCCAGUCGACGUAGGCAUUUUUGUUGCUUAUGGCAAGAUUGUCGGGUAUUUGGACGACCCAGCGUCUCAGCUGCCUGGCUGGAACAACAUAUCCUUCAUCACACAGAUGCCAAAGGGAAACCGUUCAGGUGUAUUUUCGAUUCGUGUGUAUUACGAUUCUCUACGUCCACACUGUUAGAACGUCAUGUUCAGCGAACACACAUGCGCACUAACCGUAGUAAAAGUGAUACUUUUAGUGAGUUGUCAAUAACAGAUAAGACUAUCUGUCAGCCACAGUCAGACGUCAACAUUUCUCAAAAUUCAACAAAGCAGCAGACUUCAUUAACGGUCAGAAAAAAUUUACGCAGACGUAAGAAAGCGCGAACAUACCGAGUUCGCCGUGUUGAUUUUUAUGAUCGUAGAAGUCAGAUGCUUAUAAAAAAUAAAUUGAGAAUUUCCUAUCUCCUUAACAAAUACCUUACAACUGAGUGUGAUAAAGAGCGGGCUGAUAUUUUACCUCUGGAAUUGUGCAACUUACCGACUAGAUUCUGUGAAAAGUUUGUAAAGCCCAGCCCACUCACUUCUGUUAAUUCAACACAGCAUCCGUCUAAUAAGAAAGAAUCUUCUAUAUCGCCAUUACCAGAAGCUACUGAAGAAGUUCGCCAACACAUAUCAAUGCUAUUAACAACUCCUCAUAUAUUUGUCGGACAACGCUUAUCUCAGGAUGAUCGGUAUGAAUACCUUAUCCGUUGGGUCGAUGGAUAUGGUAGCGGUAUCACUCCAACCACUUGGAUUUCUGAAGCUGAAUUACAGUUAGCAGCUCACUUGCAAAAACAUUUGUAAUUGGUGUGCAAUACCUUUUUCAUUGGCUGAUGAAUGGCUGCAUUUUGCUGCGAAAUAUUAUAUAUAUAUAUAUAUAUCGCAGCAAGAAUAUGGGCUUUCGAUCUUGUCUGCCUCUGUACUCCUCACCUAAAAUAUUGGAUUCAGCUGUGAAACAAAAAACUGUUUUUGUUUAUCUUUUUUUUUAAAUGUUUGACUUGAUUUAUGAAUUUUUACUUGUUAGUGUUUAUUAUUUAAUUUAUUUAUGUUACAUUUGCUUUUUUUCUUGUUUUUUGUUUUGUUUUGUUUGUUUUGCUCAAUUUAUUUGACUACUUAUCAUUUGUUUUGCUUCACUUCCUCUCUCUAUAUAUAUUUACAUAUUAUGCAUAUUCGUGAUGUUAGGAUUUUCUCAAAAAUAGGCGUUCUUUAAUUGGUUAUUUAUUUAGUUAGUUAGUUAAUAAACAACGUUACGUAACAUAAUUCUCCUGACUUUUUGUUCACAUCAUUUAUUCAUAUCAGGUGAUU